Molecule: messenger RNA, 3254 nt
Organism: Lacerta agilis (Sand lizard)
Lineage: Eukaryota; Metazoa; Chordata; Lepidosauria; Squamata; Lacertidae
Product: cytochrome P450 2J6-like
Exons: 18
Coding region: 87-2957 (956 amino acids)
Biological process (GO): arachidonate metabolic process; xenobiotic metabolic process
Cellular component (GO): intracellular membrane-bounded organelle; cytoplasm
Molecular function (GO): iron ion binding; heme binding; oxidoreductase activity, acting on paired donors, with incorporation or reduction of molecular oxygen, reduced flavin or flavoprotein as one donor, and incorporation of one atom of oxygen
Source: RefSeq, a predicted model, not a curated record
GAAAGCAAAAAGACCUUAGAGAAAGAGAGUUGAACCUGACCAGGCAACCUAGAGAGGAUAAAGGACAAAGAGACAGCAAGAGAAGGAUGGAGAUGUGGGCAUUUUUCAUUGCUCUGCUGGUGGUUCUUCUGAUUCUGCACUACCUGAAACUGCUCUGGUCACACAGGCAUUACCCUCCAGGACCUCUCCAGCUUCCUCUCGUUGGAGCCAUGUGGAAGCUUGAAUUGAAGAUUCAUGAAAAUACUCUCCUUCAGCUGGGAAAGCAACACGGAAAUAUUUUCACCCUGUGGAUAGGACAUUUACCCAUUGUAGUACUGUCUGGAUUCCAAGCAGUGAAAGAAGCUCUCAUUGACCACUCUGAAGAAUUUGAUGAGAGACCGCAGACUCCUUUUCUUAUGACUAUGGCUAAAGGAAAGGGCAUUGCAUUAUCAAAUGGUCACACCUGGAGGCAACAGAGACGCUUUGGUGUAGUUACUAUGCGAAAGCUGGGGCUGGGGAAGAAAGGCAUGGAGCACCAAGUAGCAGAGGAGGCCCAUCAGCUCGUGGAGGUUUUUGCACGUUCAAAGGGUCAACCACUUGACCCCUCCAUGCCCAUCACUAAUUCAGUCUCAAAUGUCAUAUGUGCUGUGGCUUUUGGGCACCGGUUUGCUCUUGAAGAUGAAAGGUUCCAGAAGCUGAUGGAAGCCAUGGAUUUUGUCCUAAAAUUUAUACGUAGUUUCGUUCAUGCUCUUUAUGAAAUGCUCCCACGGCUCAUGAAACAUCUCCCAGGGCCCCACAAGAAGGCCUUGUCCUGUGCAGAGAUGGUGCUUUCAUUUGCAAAGGAGGAGAUAGAGAAGCAUAAGGAGAAUCAGUCUCUGCAUGAGCCACAGGAUCUUAUUGAUUUCUAUCUGCUUCAGAUGGAGAAAAGCAGGAAUGACCCAGAAUCCACCUAUGAUGAAGAAAACUUGGCUCAGUGCAUUUUUGACUUCUUUGUAGCAGGGACAGAGACAACCACCGGUUCUCUGAAAUGGGCCCUUCUCCUCCUGGCAAGUCAUCCAGAUAUCCAGGAUAAAAUGCACAAGGAAAUUGAAGAUGUCUUAGGUUCUGCUCACUCAAUCUGCUAUCAAGAUAUGAAGAAACUGCCCUACACCAAUGCUGUGAUUCAUGAAAUGCAGCGCUUUAGAUAUGUCCUUUUUUUGGGGUUCCCUAGGCAAAGUACAAAGGAUGUGAAGCUGCGUGGUUUUCUCAUUCCCAAGGGGACUAUUAUUGUUCCUGAUCUGCGCUCUGUUCUUCUUGAUCCAACACGAUGGGAGACACCUGCAGAGUUCAACCCAAAUCAUUUCUUGGACAAGGAUGGACAAUUCGUGAACAGAGAAGAAUACCUGCCAUUUGGUGAAGGGGCUCGCAUGUGUUUGGGAAUGCAGCUGGCAAAGAUCGAAAUAUUCAUCUUCCUGACCAGCUUGCUGAGGGCAUUCAACUUCCAGCUGCCAGAAGGAGUAAAAAAAAUCAAUCAAGAGGCUAUAAUAGGGGCUACAACACAUCCCCAUCCUUAUAAAAUCUGUGCACUUUGGUCCCGCAGACAUUACCCUCCAGGACCUCUCCAGCUUCCUCUCGUUGGAGCCAUGUGGCUGUUUGCAUUCAAGAUUCAUGAAAAUACUCUCGUUCAGCUGGGAAAGCAACACGGAAAUAUUUUCACCCUAUGGAUAGGACAUCUACCCGUUGUAGUACUGUCUGGAUUCCAAGCAGUGAAAGAAGCUCUCAUUGACCACUCUGAAGAAUUUGAUGAGAGACCGCAGACUCCUUUCAUUAUGACUAUAGCUAAAGGAAAGGGUAUUAUAUUUUCAAAUCGUCACACCUGGAGGCAACAGAGACGCUUUGGUGUAGUUACUAUGCGGAAGCUGGGGCUGGGGAAGAAAGGCAUGGAGCACCAAGUAGCAGAGGAGGCCCAUCAGCUUGUGGAGGUUUUUGCACGUUCAAAGGGUCAACCAUUUGACCCCUCCAUGCCCAUCGCUAAUUCAGUCUCAAAUGUCAUAUGUGCUGUGGCUUUUGGGCACCGGUUUGCUCUUGAAGAUGAAAGGUUCCAGAAGCUGAUGGAAGCUAUGGAUUUUCUCCUAAAAUUUAUAUGUGGCUUCGUUCAUGCUCUUUAUGAAAUGCUCCCAUGGCUCAUGAAUCAUCUCCCAGGGCCCCACAAGAAGGCUUUCACCUGCCUGGAGAUAGUGCGUUCUUUUGCAAAGGAGGAGAUAGAGAAGCAUAAGGAGAAUCAGUCUCUGCAUGAGCCACAGGAUCUCAUUGAUUUCUAUCUAUUUCAGAUGGAGAAAAGCAGGAAUGACCCAGAGUCCACCUAUGAUGAAGAAAACUUGGCUCAGUGCAUUUUUGACCUCUUUGUAGCAGGGACAGACACAACCACCGGUUCUCUGAAAUGGGCACUUCUCUUCCUGGCAAGCCAUCCAGAUAUCCAAGAUAAAAUGCAGAAGGAAAUAGAAGAUGUUUUAGGGUCUGAUCACUCAAUCUGCUAUCAAGAUAAGAAGAAACUGCCCUACACCAAUGCUGUGAUUCAUGAAAUGCAGCGCUUUAAAUAUGUCCCUUUUUUUGGGUUCCCUAGGCAAAGUACAAAGGAUUUGAAGCUGCGUGGUUUUCUCAUUCCCAAGGGGACUAUUAUUUUUCCAGAUCUGCGCUCUGUUCUUUUUGAUCCAACACGAUGGGAGACACCUGCAGAGUUCAACCCAAAUCAUUUCUUGGACAAGGAUGGACAAUUCGUGAACAGAGAAGAAUAUCUGCCAUUUGGUGCAGGGGCUCGCAUUUGUUUGGGAAUGCAGCUGGCAAUGAUUGAAAUGUUCAUCUUCCUAACCAGCUUGCUGAGGGCAUUCAGCUUCCGGCUGCCAGAAGGAGUCAAAGAACUCAAUCAAGAGGCUGUAAUAGGGGCUACAACACAUCCCCAUCCUUAUAAACUCUGUGCAGUUCCUCGUUGCAACACAUAAUAAAACAGGAAAAUAUUAGGGGCUUCCUCCACUCAGCGACCCCUUUGCCGCUCCUGACACAUGAACACCCUAGCAUUUCCCCUUCCCUUCCCAUCUCAUCCCACGCAACUACUGAGGUCUCUUUUCACCUUUGCAGCUCUAUUUCUGAAGCCUCUUCUCUCUUAUUUUCUGCUUUGCAUCCAUUUCCCCCUUCACCCCAUCUCCUCCUUUUCUUCAAGCCCUUUCAUGCCCCUGCUUUCAUCUUCAUCCCUAUCCCCAUGCCUCCUUACUCCCUCCUCUUCAGCGCCUUUCUUUGCU